GAUUCGUAAAAUACUUUUGUCUGCAUAACCAUGUUUUGCCAUUUAUCACCAUCACAGGAUGUGCAGACAUAAAAGUCAUCGAGGCAAGAAAACCAGCCGAUCAGUGCGAGUAGGGUCUCUCUUCGAGAGAUCAAAACUCAGCUUGUCAUCUUGGCUAAUAUUCAUUUACAGGUUCGCUCAGGGAUUGCGGAUCAGACAAAUUGAUAUGAUGCAAGAUGGCAUUGCAAAAAGUUCCAGAACACUCUCUAAGAUGGCUCGUAUCAUGAGGAAAGUUUGCCACUGUGCCAUAAAACGAUUCAGACGAAAACAUGGACAGAUGAUUGGAAGUGCUCGAGAAUUUGCCGUUCUUGAUGAAAGUAACUUCCGUCAUAAACGAAAGUAUGGACGAGGGAGAGCAUCAACAACAUGGAGGCGAAAAAAAUGGGUGUUUGGCAUGCUAGGUGUGCGGGGUAAAUGCAGACACCCAAUCUUGCAGCUUGUGAAAAGAAGAUCAAGACCUCACCUCAUCCCCAUAGUUGUAAAACAUGUGCGUCCAGGCACUACCAUUAUUUCAGAUGAGUGGAGAGCCUACCGAGGGGCUUUGGCCAAUAUGGGCUACAAACAUUUUACAGUCAACCAUUCUCAGUGGUUUGUAGACCCACACAGUGGAGCUCACUCACAACACAUAGAAAGAGCUUGGCUGACAUACAAAACCAGUGUAUGGAGACUAAGAGGGAAUAGAACAGAGAACAUGCUAAAAGAACACCUCUCUCUCAUAGAGUGGACUCAUUGGCUUGGUGAAAAAAAUAAACGAGGACCACUUGGGCGCCUAAUAAAAGACAUUCACCAUCAAUUUCCUGUUUAGAGGACAACACACUGAACAUUUGAUUGUGUUUUAUGUAAGAUUUAAGUAAAAUACAAGUUAACUUGUCCCUUUGGUUUAAGGUGCACUGAUGUUUAAAAGCUUUGUUAAAUAAAAGGUGUGUUUUUACCUUUUUAAUUUCUGUGCUUUUUUAAGUGCUGGUCAAUAUGUAUCUUGAAGUAAUCAUCUUGGAUAUACUGAUGCAAAAUAAGAAUCACCUUGGUGGAUGUUAAUUGAGAUUAUUUAGAUAAUGACUUCACAUGACUACACAUUACUAAAUCAUUAACAGCUCAUAGACUAACAUGAAUUCAUGACCUGUUGAUGUAUCAUUAUGUCAUGACUUUACUUGGGGGGGCACAUUAUUACUAACUCAUCAUUAAUUACUUAUAAAGCAUCAUGAAUUCAUGUCUUGUUGAUGUAUCAUUAUGUCAUGACUUUACUUGGGGGGGCACAUUAUU
This is a messenger RNA of Megalobrama amblycephala (Wuchang bream), 1299 nucleotides long. RefSeq lists its product as uncharacterized. NCBI's taxonomy places the organism in Eukaryota, Metazoa, Chordata, Actinopteri, Cypriniformes, Xenocyprididae. Bases 59 to 844 code for a protein of 261 amino acids. The transcript has 3 exons. The record is from RefSeq and is a predicted model, not a curated record.